CGCUGCGCACAACAGUGCCAUUCAUCUCGGACCACGAUGGCCGCCACGCUCGUCGACCUUGUCGGCCCCACGCUCGUGCGCAACGGCGCGCCGCGCACCGACGUUGUCGUUGACCAAGUGGCGUACGAAGCGACGUACGAGUGGCGCCACGUGUGCGACAUGUGCGGCUCACAGAUCAUCGGCGCGCGCUACGCCUGCGACCAAGACGCCAACUACGACGUCUGCCGCGCCUGCCACGCCGCCGCGUCGACGCCCGAGCGCACGUUCACCGAGGCGCCGAUUCCCAGCAAGCCAGUGCCGCGCACGAAAGAGACGGUCGCGACGGCGAGUGCUCUGCAUGGCAAGACGGUCCUGCUCUACUUAGGCGCGCUCGCGUGCGAGUCGUGUCGCGCCUUCACGCCGUAUUUGGCCGACUACUACACGCGGCUCCAAUCGCAGCUCGCGCUUGAGAUUGUCUACGUGAGCGGUGACAGCGACGACGCGACAGCGCAUGACGCGUUCGACGCGAUGCCGUGGCUCGCUUUGCCCUUUCUCGACACAGCGCGGAAGGCGGCGCUCGCCCAGCGCUACCACGUCCACGGCACGCCGACACUCAUUGUUCUCGACCCCACUGGUGCGACGAUCAACGCCAAUGUGCAAGACAAGGUGUGGGUCGACCCGCAAGGGCUCAGCUUCCCGUACGCGCCCAAGACCCUCGAAGAAAUGCUUGGCACCGAUGUCGUCGACCAAGAUGGUCACACGGAAGCGCUGGAGCUCGAAUCGAUGCUGCACAAGACGCUCGUGCUCUACUUCGCCGCGGCCACGGCCAAAGCACCGACCGACGACUUUACGACGCACCUCGCAGCGACAUGCGCUGCCAACCGCCUCGUCGACGUCCUCUACGUCUCGGCAGACGACACCAGGGAAGAGUACGAUGCGAUGGUGGCGUCCAUGCCGUGGCGGGCACUGCCGUAUGACGUGGCGGCGUCAGCGUUGACCGAGCUCGCGGACGCGUUCAACGUUGAGAGUCUCCCAGCGGCGCUUGUGCUCGGACCUGGACCCGACCGCGCGCUCAUCAACAAGGACGCGAUCGGGGCCAUUGCGAGCGGAAGCUCGUUUCCGUGGCCAGCCCACAGCGUCGUGGACCUCCGCUUCGGACCGUCCGCCAACGGGUACGGGCUCAACAGCAAGCCGACGCUCGUGACGUUUUGCGAUAAGCUCGAGGCCGACGCGCUGGCAGCACACAAGGCCGAGAUGUCGGUCCUCGCCGCGGAAGCGCGUCCGCAUCAUGCGGCGUGCAGCGACCACGGCUGCAGUCACGACACGGACGGCCCAAGCAUGCUCUACUUUGUGAGCUCGACCACGGACGAUUGGCUUCGCGCCAAGGUCCACGACAUGGCCAAUCUGGAUGACGAUGCUUGUGAUCAGCCACAUGCGAUCCUCCUCGACAUGCACCAACGCCGCCUCCUUGUGCAUCAUGGUCUCGAUGGCGCAUCGCUCCGCGACGUGGUCGCCGCCUUUCACAAUCAUACUCUCGAGAUGCAGCCCAUGCAUCUCGACUAAGCGCACUGUAAGAUACACGAGCUAAAUGUACAGGCUGUCGAAUGCAAUGGGAGUUCCCGG
This is a messenger RNA of Saprolegnia diclina VS20, 1602 nucleotides long. RefSeq lists its product as hypothetical. The transcript has a single exon. Lineage: Eukaryota; Oomycota; Saprolegniomycetes; Saprolegniales; Saprolegniaceae. The record is from RefSeq and is a predicted model, not a curated record. Bases 37 to 1542 code for a protein of 501 amino acids. Gene Ontology annotation, molecular function: zinc ion binding.